UCUUUCACUCCGCGUCCCCCACCUUUAGAGGUCUGCCAUCCCCCAAUCCUCCCAAGGCCGUGAACCACAAACCGACGAGCACAGCGGGCGCGAGGGCGGCCGGCGCCGGGCGGAGCACACGCCUCUUUCACACCAUCAUCGCCAGCGCCGGAUCCAUCCACGAUGGGCGGCGGCAACGGGCAGAAGUCCAGGAUGGCCCGCGAGCGCAACAUGGAGAAGGCCAAGGGCGCCAAGGGGAGCCAGCUUGAGACCAACAAGAAGGCCAUGAACAUCCAGGCUACAGCUGACGAAAAUUUCCGUCCUGAUUGCUACUGGUGGAGAAGGCACCGAUCUGAUGGUGAUUGUGCUUUCAAUUCUCUUCGCCUGCGCAAAAUCCAAGGUGAUUUUCAGGGGGACUUUUUGGGCAAGACAAUGGUCUUUGCUACUUAAGGAAGAAGAUGGCCAAAAAGUGAGAGAAGGUUGCUUGAUUCUAGAGAAGAGAGUUUCUGGCUUUUUCGCAAUGAAGGGAUGGAACUUAAGGAAAAGAUUGGGAGAUUAAUGCUCUCUGGUUUUCUUGUGUGGUAUGGUUGAAACUUUGUAUUAACUUUUUAAGAAUUUCUGUUGCUAGAGCCUAAGUACUCGGGUCUAGUUGCUUGUGAUGGUGUUAAACCUUGUGUAAGGGUGUGAGUUUAUGUACUCUUGUAAGUUUCGUUGGGGCUGUGUACAUCCUUUUUUGGGUGUAGAGGCCGGUUUAAUCCAUUAUCUAAAAAAAUGUAAAGGAUGCACUAUAUGGCACUCUGAAGUAAGGUUUCCUGAGUAUGGUCUUUUGGUGAACAAAAGAUGGGAGAUGGAUUUUUAUC
This is a messenger RNA of Oryza sativa Japonica Group (Japanese rice), 839 nucleotides long. RefSeq lists its product as uncharacterized. Lineage: Eukaryota; Viridiplantae; Streptophyta; Magnoliopsida; Poales; Poaceae. The record is from RefSeq and is a predicted model, not a curated record.